AGACAAAAACAGAACAUCAAUCCUCUGUUUUUGAAGACCAAUGAAAGACUUUACAGAUACAAGAUCGGAGUCGGAGUGGGACUCGGUUUCUUACGGCGACAAUGAGAUAAGUAUAGUUCCACAAGUGGAACUAACUGUGCCCAAAACCGACGAUCCAACUUCACCGACGGUUACAUUUAGGAUGUGGGUUCUUGGCAUUAGCGCUUGUGUUCUUUUGUCAUUUCUAAACCAGUUUUUCUGGUACAGAACCAAUCCUUUGUCCAUCUCCUCUGUUUCGGCUCAGAUUGCUGUUGUUCCCAUUGGUCAUCUCAUGGCUAGAGUUCUUCCCACAAGGAGAUUCUUCGAAGGGACGAGGUGGUCUUUCACAAUGAAUCCUGGUCCGUUUAGUACCAAAGAACAUGUUCUUAUAACUGUGUUUGCAAACUCAGGCUCUGGGUCUGUAUACGCUAGUCAUAUUCUUAGUGCUGUUAAGCUUUAUUACAAGAGAAGGCUUGAUUUCUUACCUGCUUUGCUCGUUAUGAUCACCACUCAGGUAAAUAUUGAUUUCGUGUUUAUUGUUAUAGAGUUUCUAGGUUUAGGGUUAUGUGUACUGAGAAUUUUUUUCCUUGUUUUGUGCUGCAAGGUAUUGGGAUUUGGUUGGGCUGGUUUGUAUAGGAAACAUUUAGUUGAUCCUGGUGAAAUGUGGUGGCCAAGCAAUCUUGUUCAAGUGUCUCUCUUCAGAGCAUUGCACGAGAAAGAGAACAAAUCAAAAUGGGGAAUUAGUCGAAAUCAGUUCUUUGUCAUCACGCUCAUCACUAGCUUCUCCUAUUAUCUCCUACCUGGUUAUCUCUUCACGGUCUUAACCACCGUCUCUUGGUUAUGUUGGAUUAGCCCUAAAUCGAUUCUAGUAAACCAGCUUGGUUCAGGGUCAGCUGGUCUAGGUAUUGGUUCCUUUGGUCUGGACUGGUCAACCAUCGCGUCAUAUCUUGGAAGCCCACUCGCUAGCCCAUUCUUUGCCUCAGCAAAUAUUGCGGUUGGGUUCUUUCUUGUGAUGUACGUAAUCACACCUCUCUGUUACUAUCUAGAUUUCUACAAUGCCAAAACCUUCCCAAUCUACUCCGGUAAACUCUUUGUAGCCAGUGGGAAGGAAUACAAUGUAACGAGCAUCAUCGAUGCCAAUUUCCGCCUCGAUCGUAAGGCUUACGCAGAGACCGGACCAGUCCACAUGAGCACUUUCUUUGCCGUGACUUAUGGACUCGGCUUUGCGACCUUGUCUGCUAGUAUUGUCCAUGUCCUGCUUUUCAACGGCAAAGAUCUUUGGACUCAAACCAAAGGAGCGUUUCGAAAAAACAAGAAAAUGGAUAUACAUACAAAGAUCAUGAAGAGGAAUUACAAAGAAGUUCCUCUCUGGUGGUUUCUUUCGAUUUUCGCCGUGAAUCUUGCAGUUAUUGUCUUCAUAUGUAUUUACUAUAAGACACAGAUUCAGCUUCCAUGGUGGGGAGCUUUCUUGGCUUGUUUGAUAGCUAUCUUCUUCACUCCUCUCGUUGGUGUGAUCAUGGCCACUACUAACCAGGCUCCGGGUCUGAACAUUAUCACGGAAUACAUAAUUGGGUAUGCAUAUCCAGAGAGACCAGUUGCUAACAUAUGCUUCAAGACUUACGGAUACAUCAGCAUGUCUCAAUCUUUGACUUUCCUCUCUGAUUUGAAGCUUGGAACUUACAUGAAGAUCCCACCAAGAACCAUGUUUAUGGCACAGGUUGUGGGCACUUUAGUAGCAGUCAUCGUUUACGCAAUCACAGCUUGGUGGCUAAUGGCUGAAAUCCCAAAUCUCUGUGAUACUUCUCUGCUUCCACCAGGAAGUCAGUGGACUUGUCCAUCGGAUCGAGUCUUCUUCGACGCAUCAGUGAUCUGGGGACUUGUAGGACCAAGAAGAAUGUUUGGUGAUCUUGGAGAAUACUCAAACAUAAACUGGUUCUUCGUAGGAGGUGCAAUAGCUCCAGCAUUGGUCUACUUAGCCACAAGACUCUUCCCAAACAAGAAAUGGAUCUCAAACAUUCACAUCCCUGUUCUGGUUGGAGCCACAGCUAUAAUGCCACCAGCUUCUGCGGUUAACUUCACGAGCUGGCUCGUUAUGGCGUUUGUGUUUGGACAUUUCGUGUUCAAGUACAGAAGAGAAUGGUGGCAGAGAUAUAACUAUGUUCUGUCUGGAGGAAUGGAUGCAGGAACUGGAUUCAUGUCUGUGCUUUUGUUUCUUACGCUGCAACGUAGUGAGAUUGCUAUUGAUUGGUGGGGAAAUUCUGGUGAAGGUUGUGCUGUUGCUAAAUGUCCAACUGCUAAAGGUGUUGUUGUUCAUGGUUGUCCUGUUUUCUAAACCAAGAUUCUCCUGUAUUCCU
Molecule: messenger RNA, 2372 nt
Organism: Arabidopsis lyrata subsp. lyrata
Lineage: Eukaryota; Viridiplantae; Streptophyta; Magnoliopsida; Brassicales; Brassicaceae
Product: oligopeptide transporter 8
Biological process (GO): transmembrane transport
Molecular function (GO): oligopeptide transmembrane transporter activity
Source: RefSeq, a predicted model, not a curated record